GAUGUCCAAUGAGGAGGAAAAAUUUAAGCAACAUCUUCAGGACCAGCAGAAGAAAGAACUGAACAGCUUUCUGAAGUCCCAGAAGAGAGAAUAUAAACUUCAAAAGGAACAGCUUAAGAAGGCGCUGAAUGAAAGGCAGAGCAGCCCAAGGAAAGAAGAACAGGAAUGGCUGUCAAAGCAGAUAGAGAACGUCCAGCAUUCCCAGGCAGAGGAGAAGACCGAUCUUCUUCACCAUCAGAGACAGCACCUCGGGCUGCAAUGCCGUCGCUUCCAAAGAAACAUAUUACUUGGGUGCUGUAACUUGGAGCAGGACCUUGUCAUGGAGGAGUUAAAUAAGAGGCAGACUCAAAUGGACGUGGAGCAUGCAACGCUCCAGCGUCAUCAUGAAUCCAUGCAAGAACUGCAGUUCCGCCAGCUCAACACAAGGCAGAAGAUGCGUUGUGAGCUGAUCAGAUUGCAGCAUCAAGCCGAGCUCACAAACCAGCUGGAGCAUAACAAAUGGAGAGAAUGAGAACUAAGGCGAAAGCAUGCCAUGGAGGUUCGACAACAGUCUAAGAGUCUGAAGUCUAAAAAACUCCAAAUCAAAAAGCAGUUCCAGGACACCUGCAAAAUCCAAACCAGACAGUACAAAGCUUUAAGAAAUCACUUACGGGAAUCUACACCAAAGAGUGAGCGCAAAGCUGUUCUGAAAUGGCUUAAGAAGGAGCAGACCCGGAAGUUAGCCAUCUUAGCUGAGCAGUGUGACCACAGCAUUCGUGAAAUGCUCUCCACACAAGCCCUGCAUUUGGAUGAAGCACAGAAGGCGGAGUGCCAGGUUUUGAAAAUGCAGCUGCAGCAGGAACUGGAGCUGUUGAAUUCAUAUCACGGCAAAAUCAAGCUGCAGGCUGAGGCACAAGAUGACCGAGAGCUUCGGGAGCUUCAACAGAGGGUUUCCUACCGCAGGGCACUCAUAGAACAACAGAUAGAAGAAGAGGUACUGACGUUUCAGAAAGAAUCUACGGAACGAAUCCAGAGCCUGCUGGAGCGUCGAGCAACACAAAUGAAAGCUUUCAAGUCCGAAAGCGAGAGACUAGGUUUUAGUAACCUUGCCUCUGACGCAUUCAGCCACAGCUCCUCCAGAUCUUCUGAUUGGCCUCACAAUCCAACUGGGGGUCCAGGACCUCACUCGGGGCAUCCCAUAGGUGGCCCACCACAAGCCUGCGGCCAUCCAGUGCAAGGUGGGCCCAGUCAUGGAGGUCACCAUUCCGCGCCAAUGCAUUGGGUACCCCGAGGUAGCAGUAUGGGAGUUGGCAAUGGCCCUCAGGCUCUGAGGCGGACAGCUGCUGGGGGAUGGACCGAACAGGGCAUGAGCAGAAGCACGAGCGUCACUUCACAAAUAUCCAGUGGGUCACACGUGUCUUACACGUAACUUAAUAACUGAGAAUGGCAAUUCCGCUGAGCUGGCCGCCACUACAGACAUCAUCCCAGCAGCCUCCUCACUUGGGUACUACCGUGUGGAAGCUGAGUGCAUAUGGUAUAUUUUAUUCAUUUUUGUAAAGCGUUUUGUUUUGUGUUUACUAAUUGGGAUGUCAUAGUAUUUAGCUGUUGGGUUUUGUGUUUUUUGUUUUUAACUUUUGGGGAAAUUUUAUGAAAAGGGGAAUUGGUAUGUAUGUGUAUUUAUCAAAUAUGCAUGCACACACACACACAUAUAAUGCACGUAGUAAAAAGAAACUGGUUAGAUAGGGUAUUUUCUGAAAACUGCAAAAACCGAAUUCAGCAGUGGCUUGAGUCAUCAUCACCUUUGGGCAACUCUAUCCUAAGAAAUUUGUGAAAAGAUCUAAAGCCUUUCUCUGUAUACCCCACCCAGGUUCUUAUGAGCCACUCACAGCAGGCAGCAUGUGCCAAAACAAGUUAUUAUGGAAACACACCUGUAUUCCCUCACCAAUGUAUUUUGUUUAUUAAAUAAAUGUAUUUUGUCUGA
This is a messenger RNA of Manis javanica (Malayan pangolin), 1960 nucleotides long. The record is from RefSeq and is a predicted model, not a curated record. NCBI's taxonomy places the organism in Eukaryota, Metazoa, Chordata, Mammalia, Pholidota, Manidae.